Pygocentrus nattereri (red-bellied piranha) is the source of this 7496-nucleotide messenger RNA. It is a transcript of the gene lmcd1, whose product is annotated as LIM and cysteine-rich domains 1. The record is from RefSeq and is a predicted model, not a curated record. NCBI's taxonomy places the organism in Eukaryota, Metazoa, Chordata, Actinopteri, Characiformes, Serrasalmidae. Gene Ontology annotation, molecular function: zinc ion binding. The transcript has 6 exons. Bases 88 to 1155 code for a protein of 355 amino acids.
UCUGAGGCUGAACCGCUGAGUGCUGGGUUCGCGCGAAAUUCCCUGCGUUUAAAAAGCUCUGACUGGAAAUAUACUCACUUUGGCUAAAUGGAUGUGAUUUCGGGAGUGCAGAAGCUGUCAGUGGGGCAGCCAGCAGGACGGGGUGCGGUGUGUCUGACAUGUAAAGGGAUCUGCUCUGGAUUCCAGCCACAUUCCUGGAGAAAAGCCUGCAUGCAGUGCCACUGCAGCCAGGAAGACCACGCUGCCAGCUCGGACGUUGAGGAUGACCGCAAGAUGGGCAGACUGCUGGCGGACUCCAAGUAUGCCCACCUGACCGCAAAAGUGAAGGGUGGAGAUGGCCUGAGAGUCUACAAACGCAAUCGCAUGAUCAUCACCAACCCUGUGGUGUCUCGCAAAGACCCCACCUUCAACACCAUCACCUAUGACUGGGCUCCCCCAGGCCUAACCCAGAAACUGGCCAUGCAGUACAUGGAGCUUCUCCCAGAGGAAAGGCGGCCUGUAGCAGGCACGGAGGGUGCACUGUACCGGCGCAGACAGCUGAUGAGACAGCUUCCAGCAUACGAUGAUGACCCCUCGCACUGCCACAGCCUGUCAGAGGUUGAAGUGAAAGCCAUGGCUCAGUUUGUGAAAAGCUAUAAGGAGGAGGCUUUGGGAGUGGGAGAGGUGGCGCUGCCUGGAGAGGGAGGAGCAGCUAAAGAGAACAUAAGCAAGCAGAAGAAUGAGAAGGGCUCCCAAGAGCAGCCCAACCCAGAACCUACCACCAAUGGAACACUGGAGGAGAACAGCAAGAAGAGCCAAUAUCACUGCAGCGGUUGUGGGGAGUUGGCGGCGCUGGACAGUCCAGUGGUGUAUGCAGAGAGGGCGGGCUAUGACAAGCUGUGGCACCCCACCUGCUUUGUGUGUGCUGAGUGCGGCGAGGCGCUGGUGGACCUGGUGUACUUCUGGAGGAAAGGCACUCUGCUGUGCGGCCGCCAUUACUGCCAGAGCCUUAGGCCGCGCUGUGCAGGCUGUGACGAGCUCAUCUUCUCUGAGAUCUUUCAUCAGGAAACGAAUGGGCAGUUUUGGCACAAGGAGCAUUUCUGCUGCUGGCAGUGCGGUCAAGGCCUCAACGUCCAGUGUGGUUGCAGCAGCCGCCGCCAAUCCAAACCAGUCUAAAUCGGCCAACACUAAAAGCCAGCACAACCAAUUUGCUUAGUGGAAGCAGUAGGCCAGUUAGAUUAUAAUUAUCUGUUUUAAACACAGAACAUGGCAAAAUAUUUGAUAGCACUUCCACUAUAUACGUAGCAGACUGAUCAGCCUAUGAAAAUAUGGUUGUGGCAACUUUAUCAACUUUAUUAAUUAAUCAAUUAUUAUUUAUGGACUAGAGUUUGUCAUUUUCGUGCCUGCUUGGCCAUGCAUGGGGAAAUAGACAAGCCACUGCCGACUUAGUAGAGAUAGUGGCUUUAUUGAUAUUCAAACAAAACGGUGUAUAGCUGAGCUUUUUAUUAGCAGAUACCUGCAACAGUGAACAAUGAUAAAGUUUGCUUUCCAGACACCCGGCUCACUCGCGCUCGAUCUUAGUGCAUCACUGAGAAUUUGUAAACAGAAUGACCCACGCCCUGGUGUUUAGACAUAAAACACACUGCACGACUGCGUCACGCCAUGAUAUAAUGCACUCAUGGGCUUGACUUGGCUAAGAAGAAGAGGUGAUGGCGUGUAGGGUGGGACGUUAGUGCUGGUCUGCAGGGACAUUCUGGAACCUCCAUGUCUGGUUAGUGUAGCAUGUGACUUGCAUAGAACGUGAGAGCUUAUAAAUGACUCACAGAUCAGCUGGGUGACAUCCAGACACAUUAUGCAUGCUCAGGUCGUGUGUUCUGAAGCCAAGCUCUGUUCACUCACUUCCCUGAGAAUUAGACAGCAAGCUUAAAGCAGUGCUAAGACACUGUGCUCUUCAUGGGGUGAUGGAAACAGAGAUAGAGGCCUUGUUCACACAGCACCGUGAAUGUGGUUUGAUUUUUUGAUCCGAAUUUAGACGCUGUUUACACCUUGUAUUAAUAUGCAUCUCAUGUACGGAUCAUAUCUGGAGAAACUUUGGCAUUUACACUUCACUAAAAUGCAUCCCAAGUUUGACCAGAUGAGAUCUGAUUUCUCCAUCCUGCCUAAAACGCUCUUACGUUGUUUCCGUUUUACUUUCGUUUGUUUUCUGUUACUAUAUCAAUCGACAAACUUGGCUUUUAUCAGCCAAUGGUGAAGAGAGAAGGCUCUUGGUUCGGUAUAACUCUAGCCUCAUGUAUUCUCCUUGUUUAUCCUAUCACUUUUGGCAGAUACAUUGCUGUGUAUGCAGUGGUUAUCCUAAACGCUUUUCGUUUACACUUGUGUUGAAUGUGGUCCCGAUCCGCCUCUGACUUCCUUUAAAUGUGGUUUGAACAACCUGUUCCUAAUUAGAUCGCAGGGCAUCCUGGCAGUGUUAAUGCCUGGCUUUUCAUGCAGCCAAGUAAAAUCUGAGCGUGGUCCGAUCACUGAAAACGAGUGACAAAAUCCUCACUAAAACUUAAAAACGCACGUCAGGUUUUGAAAAUGUGCACAUUAAUACUAACACCAUCUUUCAUGUCAGAACUCAUAGUUGCUCCUUUUUAUUCUUUUUAAUGCCCAGAGCUCCGAUCUCGAGCUCUACCACACACACAGUAGAGGCUGAGUUCAGCGUGGUGGAUAUUCUUAAAUUUGAAAUUUUAGCAGAAUGGGCUGUUAUCCAGUGCUUUAUUCAGUAUCUUUCAGUCGCACUGGAUAAAAGAAAUAUAUAUUUAUCACAUUACAAUUCAAUGAAUCAAUUUUAUCUUCCUCUGUCUUCUUCAAGCUUUCAGUGUUUAAUACAAAAGUGCAUCAAACUUCAUGUGAAGGUUUCAACGCAUUAAAUGUAUAAACACUGGUGUGAAAAGACCACAUGACGACUUGGCAUUCAACUAUAGUUAAGCAUUAAUAGCACUGAUAGUGUUUUCCCUGACUAGAGUUUUAGCCUGGAUCAGAAAGCUCAUGUAUACAAAAAUGGAUAAAUUCUUAUUGAUUUUAUGGCCACUUUUGAUAAUUAGCGACAAAUAGCCAAGUGGUGCCAGCCCUAAUAUGCUUGCUGUUCUGACUAUAGAACGUUUUACUUAUAUAAAUUUUACCUAUAUAAAACUUUUUACCUAUUAUAUAUACCUAUAUGUGACCAGUGAGGUCAGACUGGAGUAAUGCAGAUCACGCUUCACUGUGGUAGUUUGUCAGCAGGAGCUACCUUAAUUCUAAAAUAAGUGCAUGAGGGUCCUUUCAGAGCUCAAAAGUGCAUUAUAUUAAUGAUAGACAUGGCUCAAACACCAAUAUGAACUAUUAAAGCAGGAGGAUUGCAUAUGAUCUAAACCAGUAAUGAGAGAGUGGAUAGUCAAGACUGUACAAAUCAAUUACUGCAGUAAUGCUAACUGUUUUAAAGAUCUAUAGUGAGAGGGGAGAUCUUCAGCAGAGCCAAAAUAUUAUCCCCCCAUCUCCACCUGCACAGUGAUCUGUUUGGGACCUCGCAGAUGAGUUUCCCAAGAGUUACCCAUUUGCAGGUGCUGUCAGAGAGACAAGCCAGACCCUCUCUCAUCUAUGCAUGUAGGUAAGAGUUCAUGGGGAGGCGAUUAAAACAGUUCUGACAGGGCCCGUGUGAGGCCUUUUCAUCUGAGUGUGUUUGUAAAUAUUCGACCGCCCUAAGAUUUAUGGCCUGGAUGCGAUCUCCCGUGGCUCGAGCUGGAUCGUAAAGUCUGCUUUCAAGUGUAAAUCGGAUGUUAACUUUCUGUGAGGAGGGAAUUGUUCAGCUUACUUGGCUGCAUUCAUGUGGUUCAUGCAGGUUGUAGUCUUUUAGCUAACCCUGCUUCAUAAGAGUAAUAUUACCAAGCCAUAAACAUAUCAUAGAUGUCAUAUGCUGUCUUUAGUCUUUGUAAUAUUACAGUGUCAUGUUACUCUUACUGGAAUUGCUCAUUGCAGAUUGAUGUUAUGACAGCUUAUGCCAUAUGCUGAAUUAGCUGUCAUGACAUCAAACAUUAUGACAGCUGCCAUGACAAUUCAUUUUAACAUGACACUGUUACAUUACUGGGUAUAAUCUGUCUUGACAGCAUAAGGCAGGGGUGUCAGACUCAACCCAAGGCUAUAUUGAAAAUUCUCAGCAAAUCCAUGGGCCAGUUGUUUUCAUUUCAUUUUUAUUUCACAUUUUGCCCAAACGGGUCAUUGUUUAUUCAUAUAUAUGCCACAAUAUGCCAAAACUGCAAGAGUAAAAUAGGCACUGAAUAAUAUUAAAAAAUACUUCUGAAUAAAAAUAAACUGAUUUAGUAGGUUUUUUUUUUUUUUUAAACUGCCUGUUUACUUAAACUAGACCAGGCACCUUUUCUUUUUGUGUAACCACUGGCCCAUAGACUGCUGUUGGGGGAAGACGGUCAGAAUCUACGCUAUGUUGCAGUGCAUGCCAGGGACUGUAGUGCAUCUCAGGGUGAAACAGGUCAAUAAGAAUCGAAAAUUAAAAUUGUUUUGCAGGCCGAACAGGACCAUGUCAUAGGCCUGACACAUGGGACAUAAGACAUCUGUCUUGACAUGUUUAUGGUAUGAUAAUGUUAUGCUUGCAACAAGUUUCAAGUAAAGUGUCACCAAAAAUAUGUACUCUGCUUCAUCAGCCAACUUCAGACGGUCCUCAUGGAGGUGUUAUAGGACUCAUGUCUGUGGCUUCAUGAAGCAUGUAUCCCUGGAAGUAUGUUUCAUAGGAUGAAUCUCAAAAGUCCACCUGAUGCCUCCUCCAUUCCUCCCUCCUACAUCCUCCAGCCCAUCACUGGGAAGUUAACUGAUGUUUAAGGACGUAUGUGUUCUUUAAAUGGAGGAAUCGAGGAGAGAGGAUAGAGGAUGCUUCCAGAGCAAGAAUCUAUUUUUGUUUGUUUGUUUGUUUGUUGCAGGCCUGUGGUGCAAAUUCUCUGCUUUCACCCUGUUUUUAUUGGAUGAUCACAGUUACUAAUGUGAAAGUUUGAUGACAUUAAUUAAGUCACUGAUGUUGAAAUUUCAUUAAGACAUGCUCGUGUGAAAAGUCAGUCAGUCAUGAGAGAUAAGAGUUUGACAUAGGCAGUUCACAGUAACACACGACGACUGGAUGAGGGGCAAACAUGUUUAGUGUCAGUUCAUCAUCAGUGUUGGUUCAUGGGCACAUUCUUCCAGCGUCAAUAUUUGAGCCAGUGAUGAGUCAUAAAUUUCACAGAACACAACCACAAAUUCUAGCUAUCUUAGCAACACUUCUUGGCAGAUGGCACCAUCUUCCACUUGGUGGUCAGCACCAGCCAAGCUCUGCAUUUGUACACAAGCAAUAAGACAAGGAAAACAAUUAAUUGCUGUUUGUUACUUCGAGUGUCCCCUUAAAACCAACUCGAAAAAAAUAAUUGUAUAAUAAAACAAAUAAAUAGAACCUGAAGCAUCGUUUGGAAAGAAAUACAAUGAUUAGCGCUGCACUGACAUGGGAAUUCUAGGCCAAUGUUAAUAUCGGCUAUUUCCCAUGAAUACGGGAACAUCUAUAAAAUGUAGAAAUUGGAACUUACUCCACUUGGAUUAGCAUAACAAAGAAACCUAACAUCUAGCUGUGUUCUACUCACUCGCCAAAUCCUCACCUCCCUUUGUGUUGAUGUGGUGCAUCCUGGUGGGAAACUCAUUUUUAAUAAUAAAACCGAGACCACUGGGAGAGAAAUGCUACAGAGUUCACGCAGAAGAGCAUCUAUCAUAAUGGCAGAGCGGAUCGCGGCUGAAGUCUUGCAAUAGUGUUUGUCAGUCUUCCUCACCCUAUCAUUACCCAAAUGAUGUUGAUCAUAUCUGAGUUACAAUCAUAAUCAGUCAAAUUCGUUAGUGUUAUGCAACAAUGCCACAAAUGGCUGCGCUUGUAGCCUUUGGAACCACGUCUAAGGCUGAUCUGUUUGGAUUGCUGGAAGUAAUAGAAUCCCACAUCAUUUCAACGUUGAUGUGAAUGUUUAUACAGAUGUUGUAGCCAAACAUUAAGGAGAACAGAAAUGUGCCUUUUAUGUGAAAACGUGACAGUUUGGUGAAGUUCCUGUAUAUAGGCCUAUUUUAUUAUGAAUAUUGAGUUUCACACUGUCAGAGGUAAUAGACCAUUAAGAGUGGGAGUCAAAGUGAAGGUAUGUGAAGAGGUGAUCGUGCAGGAACUUGUGCUUGUUUUUCUUGCACAAUGAGGUACCAGUCCUUAAUUCUUACAGUGGCAGCACUUGGAGGGAUAAGCCUUGACCAUUUAGUGCCUUCUAGAUACACUAUGUCCAAACCUGCUCUUCUGAAACCAAGGGUGUUAACUGAGUUUGUCCUCCUUUGUUGCAGUAGCAGCCUCCACUCUACUCUGAAGACUUUACACUAAAUGUUGCUGUGAGGAUUUGAUUGCAUUCAGCCACAAAAGCAUUGGUGAGGUCAUGUAAUAAUGAUUGAUCUCUCCAACUCAUCCUACUGGUCCACAAGGUGUUGGAUGGAGCUCCAUCACUCCACAUCCCUAUACUUGGGGCCUUGAUAUCCCUCUAGCCCACCCUUGGCAUUGAGGAUGGUGACCUUAGGCUCAUGCAUGGCUGCUCCUUAGCAUCCCAUUCUAUUGGACAAUGUUUUUCUAUAUAGCUUAUCCAAGCUCAAUGUGCACAACUGAAUGCCUGCAUCAGCAAUUGGUGUGAUUUAAAUGAGCUGAAUUCACUAGUAAGACGAGGUGUCUGGAUACUUUUGGACAGUUUGUGGCUUAGAACAUUUCUGAUGCUUAUAAUUGAUGACAAACCAGUGGAAGUGUUGUACUUUUUCAGCUGAAAAACAAUAUAAGAACUGGAACCUUUUGUUUUUGUGACUUUAAAAGCGAUAUAUUAAUACAAGUAUCAUAUUACCAAUAACACUAUUGUCAAAAUUCUCAUUUUUAGCACUGAUAUUAAGGAACGAUGUACCAAAAGAUCUUACAAAGUUGUAACAAAACCAACUGGAAUGCUGAGCUUUGACCGGAAAACUGAUGAAAAACAAUGAUUUCUUUUUCUGUAGGGCUAUUAAAUCAAUCGACUCAGACCUUUGUGUUCUGUCGAAAAUAUAAUUGUCAGUUUAUGGAUGGAAUUUAGGCUCACAGGCUCAUUUGCGGUAAGACUAUUUGAAAUGUCAGUGUUGGAAUGCUUUUACUCUUUGAGGCCUUUAUCCAGUAUAAAUCUGAAAGCAAUUUGUGUUGGUAUGCGUCUAAACGGCUUGUCCAGAGAUAAAUUGAUCAGACUGACGCGUUGUAUUUUGUUGUUUGUUUUAAAACGGCAUUCAAUUGUGUAGGUGAGGUUUCGUGCUUUCAUGUUUGACUUCUGCCUUGCUGGAGUAGAUAUUUUUUGUCUUUCAUAUUUUGAAUCUUCUAUUUUAGAAAUUUGUUUGUAUGCACAAGUUGAUUCGGUUCCUGUAUACAUUCAUGUAUGUUUCAAAUGUAUUUUCUGGACCUAUUGAAUAAACAGUUCAUAUGUAUGAAGUUUCAUAUUUAA